Anopheles aquasalis is the source of this 631-nucleotide messenger RNA. RefSeq names its product transcription factor B5 (gene Tfb5). Lineage: Eukaryota; Metazoa; Arthropoda; Insecta; Diptera; Culicidae. Gene Ontology annotation, cellular component: transcription factor TFIIH core complex; transcription factor TFIIH holo complex. The record is from RefSeq and is a predicted model, not a curated record. Gene Ontology annotation, biological process: transcription initiation at RNA polymerase II promoter; nucleotide-excision repair; nucleotide-excision repair, preincision complex assembly.
UUACUGCUCCUUGAAAUGAUAAAGCGCGCUAAAAAUGAGAAAUUUUUAGGUUUUUUGGACGAUAUCAUGAAGAUACAGUUGAUAAGAGUGAAUUAAAGUCGUUUCCCAACUCCCGUCGUUGUUCCCUUUGCACCAGCGGGUCGGAAUCAGCUGCAUAGAGCACACACAUCUGCGGCCGAGAUCCGGCUGUCUACGAAGGAAACCAUCCCAAACCGCACCGGCAACAUAGCAAGGUUCUGCAACUAAGAUUACGAAUAACCUCCCAAAUCCGUUUAAGUCACAUCUGGCCCCUAAGAUAACAGGGAGCUAUAUCCUCAGGGUAGCUUGCGAAGGCCCAAGAAACUGGAAUCAAGAGCCGCACUCUCCGCGAAUUGCAGUUCUGUGACGUGGUCCGCCAACAUUAUCAGCGAUGGUGAAUGUUAUGAAAGGAGUUCUUGUGGAAUGUGAUCCUGCUAUGAAACAGUUUCUGCUGCAUUUGGACGAAACUCAAUCGCUCGGCAAAAAGUUUAUCAUUCAGGAUUUGGACGAAAAGCACUUGUUCAUCUCAGUGGAAAUCGUGGAAGUACUGCAAGCCCGGGUGGAUGAUUUGAUGGACCGCAUCAGUUUCCCGCUGCAUGAGAAGGAAGCCUAA